Messenger RNA from Photinus pyralis (common eastern firefly), 1525 nucleotides. RefSeq lists its product as uncharacterized. Bases 270 to 1514 code for a protein of 414 amino acids. The record is from RefSeq and is a predicted model, not a curated record. NCBI's taxonomy places the organism in Eukaryota, Metazoa, Arthropoda, Insecta, Coleoptera, Lampyridae. The transcript has 3 exons.
AUAUUCCUUUCAUUCGAAACUAUUAAAUAUCUAAUAUUGUUAUCAUAUGGUUUAUUUAGAGCAUAACCUGAGCUGUCGUUAGCUGUUGGUAAGAUGCGACUUUCUUUCGCUAUGGUCACUAACGUAACACAAUGAAUACGAGACAAAUACAAUGACGAUUAUCAAAUCUUUCAAACAAUGCUUUUGAUGCAACAUGCACAACUUAUAAAUAUAAGAGGAAUUGCAGUAAGAAACAUUUCAUAUUCGCAUGAAAUGGUAACAGUAUUAAGAUGAAAAACGUUGAAAUUUUAAUAUGGAUGUGUGUGUCGAUUUUUGUGGUAAAAGCACAAGAAAAUGUUACAUCGAUCGUGAGUGCCAAACUAACAGUUUUGGAUGAAAGUGUUACACCUAAUUCGAAAUCUCAUGAUUUAAUUAAAGUGCAACCGGUGCAGGCCGAAAGCCGAUCAUCCACUCUACUUUCAAAUCGCACCUUAUUAUCUAGAAACUCAUCAUCAAGCCCGAACAAGAAAUUUGAUAACUUCAGGCCUAGUCAGCAACUGGAGACUUAUUACGAAUAUAACCGUUUUCCGGUCCCACCUGCUCUCCCGGAAGCGAAGUACUACCCCGGAAUAAGCAUCGAUGAUAAACCUUCCAGAUUUGAACACCGACCGUGGCCCGAAAAGGCUAGCAUUUUACAAUUACCAUCUACCACCACUCGCACAUUCAAUAACGGUAACAAGAUCAAAUUUCCCACAACAACCCAAAGUUCAUACCAAACGAUCAACGAACAACACCCCUACCCGUAUUUGACAAGCCUGAAUUACUUGGAAACGACCUCCAAAAGCCCCUUCCCAUAUCUAGGUCCAAUAUCAACACAGAAAACUCCAAAUUACGAAAACCAACAAGGCUACUCCAAAUAUGGAGGCACAGGAGUAGGCAACACAUUGAGCGGAGGCGACCUCUUCAACCACAAAGACGUUUUCUACGGCCACAAUCCUCCGGAUUUGAGCGCGACUGGUUACGGCGGACACCCCGUUGCGCACAAGACCCAUUUUGAUCAACAGCAAGUAGUGAUUCCGGCAGAACCUCCAAUGAUUCCAUCGCCUUGGAAGAAAGUAAUCGGAUUUUUAACCGCCAUAAUUCCGUUGGGGUUGUUAAUCAGCGCGCUAACGCCGUCUUUUAUUAACGUAAAUCCGAUUAACAAUACAGAACUACGAGGACGGGCGAACGAUCGAAGGUCGACAAAGGAUUUAAUACAAUCAUUGCACUACAUCAAUGCGUUGGACUCUUCGGCGUGUGAAGAGAGGGUGAUAUGUGAAAUAUUAUUGAAGUCUGGUUCGACGUCGGCCGAUACAAAUGCGGAGAGGCUGCUAAGAAUCAUUUCAGAACAAGACAAGAAUAUAUUAAUAAAUCAUAUGGAUGAAGUUAGGGCCGUACUGGAUGCUGUCAAAUUGAAGAACUGCAAUUUAUUAGAAUGCAAGAAUGGUAAUGGUACCAGACAAUACGAUAUAAAAAAAGAACGAAAGCUGUUUUAGAGUGUGUGAUU